UUUGUAGCACAUACUUCCCUUUUGGAACCCACAAAUAUCCCACAACCGGAACAGCUAGGAACACUUACUAGGUACUCCAAACUAAAUAAACACACAAAGAAUAAAACUUAAAUUAAAAAGCACCCAAAAGAAACCAAACAAAACCACAACAAUAUGAAUCGCAUUGACGCUUCCAUGGACGACAUGGCCAACAACAAAUUCCUGACCCUCUACAACAGUGUGAUCAAGAGCUAUGCCGCCUCCACGGACUUUAGCUACAACGAAGUCGUCUGCCUGCUGAUCGUCUACUACAAAUUCUCGCUGGUCAAUGUGCCCGCCUCGCGGCUGAUGACCACCAAUCAGCUGUAUGGUCUCUUUCUGGUGCUGUUUCAGAUCUUCGAUGUCAGCAUCAUCGAUCGCAUUCUGAUAAACAUUACGCAAGAUGCGCGUACUGUUUCCCCGGAUGCAUGGAUGCAGCUGUUUUCGGUAUUUCUGAGCCGCAACCUGCACGAUCGCAUGCGAUUUGCCUACAGUGUCUAUACGAGUGCUGGCACACAGAUCCUUAACCGCGAGACUGUGGCCAUAGCUGUGGAGAAAUUCUUUGUUGGCGAAGACGAUGAUGAGGUUCAGGAACUGCGAGCGGACAUGGUCGAGUUUUUGUUCAAUAAAUUCGACAUUGACAAGGAUGGCAUUAUUUCGUUUGACGAGUAUUCCGAAACAGUCUCCCGUCAACCGGAACUAAUGGAAUUUCUGGGCCAAGUCUAUCCCGAUGACAACGAUAACACCCUAAUUGCCUACUGCAAUAACAUUGAGAGUUUGUUCCCCGCCGAGGAUUAACGUUAAAUUACAAGCGAUUUAUGAUUGAA
Messenger RNA from Drosophila obscura, 845 nucleotides. RefSeq lists its product as uncharacterized. The record is from RefSeq and is a predicted model, not a curated record. The transcript is spliced from 3 exons. NCBI's taxonomy places the organism in Eukaryota, Metazoa, Arthropoda, Insecta, Diptera, Drosophilidae. Bases 154 to 816 code for a protein of 220 amino acids. Gene Ontology annotation, molecular function: calcium ion binding.